Molecule: messenger RNA, 2491 nt
Organism: Brassica oleracea var. oleracea
Lineage: Eukaryota; Viridiplantae; Streptophyta; Magnoliopsida; Brassicales; Brassicaceae
Product: protein S-acyltransferase 24-like
Exons: 13
Coding region: 237-2018 (593 amino acids)
Biological process (GO): protein palmitoylation
Cellular component (GO): Golgi membrane
Molecular function (GO): palmitoyltransferase activity; protein binding
Source: RefSeq, a predicted model, not a curated record
GAAAUGGUUAUAAAAUACAAAUGAAGGGUGAGAUGAGAUCUGAGUGGUCUGACUCUGACAGGGCCUCUAAAUUUGAUUUCAUCUCCGAGUCAACACCCAUCGUAACAUCAAUCAUUCAUUCUCCAGAAAAACCCUAAUCGUAAUCAUCAAGGUCUACACAUGAAAGCUUAAAAUCGAAUCGAAUCGAAUCCUAGCAUACCCACACACAAUCGCGAUCCAUCGAAAAGAAAGCAAAAAUGUCGUCGGAGAUUGAGGUGGUGGAGGAAGUCGAAUCCAAUCCCAAGGAGAACGGUGAAUCAAGUUCCUCCAAGCCGAUCGAAGACGAGAGCUUGAAGAACGAUGUCUACACUGCCUCGGCAUACGGUGAUUUGGAGAAGCUUCAUAGAUUGGUCGAGUGUGAGGGCUGCUCUGUCUCUGAACCCGAUGGUCUUGGCUACUACGCGCUUCAGUGGUCCGCCUUGAACAACCGCUCCGCCGUUGCUCAGUACAUUAUCGAGCAUGGUGGAGAUGUGAAUGCGACGGAUCAUACGGGGCAGACUGCGUUGCAUUGGAGUGCUGUUCGUGGUGCGGUGCAAGUUGCGGAGCUUUUGCUUCAAGAGGGUGCAAGGGUUGAUGCUACGGAUAUGUAUGGAUAUCAGCCAACGCAUGUUGCAGCACAGUAUGGCCAGACUGCUUUUCUCUGCCACGUCAUCUCAAAGUGGAACGCUGAUCCUGAUGUGCCCGAUAACGAUGGAAGGAGCCCCUUGCACUGGGCUGCAUAUAAAGGUUUUGCAGAUUCAAUUCGCCUUCUUUUAUUUUUAGACGCAUAUAGAGGACGGCAGGACAAAGAAGGUUGCACUCCUUUGCACUGGGCUGCCAUUCGAGGUAAUUUGGAGGCUUGCACUGUAUUGGUUAAGGCUGGGGAGAAAGAGGGUUUGAUGAUUACUGACAAUACCGGGCUUACCCCCGCACAACUUGCUGCUGAAAAGAAUCACCGACAAGUUUCCUUUUUCCUUGGUAAUGCUAGAAGGCUGCUUGAAAAGCGGUGGGACGGAAACAGUCCCCUUGGAAAAUUGUCAAAGUUGGGACUUGCUCCAUUUCUUUGGUUCAUGAUUCUUCUACUUCUCCUCAUAUAUACCAAUUCUGUUGUUUUGGCAUCCAAUCUGCCGAAGCUAACAACUGGGAUUGGUGCGCUUGCAUGGUUGGGAUUCCUUCUUGCAACAGGAGGGCUGGUUUUGUUUUACCGUUGUAGCAAAAAGGAUCCAGGUUACAUCAGAAUGAAUAUCCAUGAUCCGCAGACCAUAAAAGAUGAUGAACCACUGUUGAAAAUAGAGCUAAACAACCCUGCUUUACUUUCUGGGAAUUGGACGCAGCUCUGUGCAACAUGCAAGAUUAUCAGACCUAUUCGAGCUAAGCACUGUUCCACCUGUGAUCGUUGUGUAGAGCAAUUUGAUCACCAUUGUCCUUGGGUGUCAAACUGUGUCGGAAAAAAAAACAAGUGGGACUUUUUUCUUUUUCUUCUAUUGGAAGUACUAGCGAUGCUGAUAACUGGUGGCGUCACUCUUGCAAGAGUCUUGAGUGACCCUUCAGCUCCAUCUUCGUUUGGAUCAUGGAUUAGCUAUGUCGCUAGCAAUCAUGUUGGCGCAUUAUCCUUUCUUCUUGUUGAAUUCUGCCUUUUCUUUUCAGUUGCUGUCUUAACAGUCAUACAAGCGUCUCAGAUAUCGAGGAAUAUAACCACAAACGAAAUGGCUAACGCACUGCGCUACAGCUACCUAAGAGGUCCAGGAGGUGGCUUCAGGAAUCCGUACGAUCACGGUUGCAAAAGAAACUGCUCGGAUUUCCUGGUGAAAGGUUAUAACGAAGAUAUUGAGUGUCAUGAAGAAGACACAACACCGAGACAAGAAGGUAUUAGCAUGAUGCAGAUGCAGCGGAGUUCUAAUACUCAAAAUGGCAAUGGCCAUGUUUCUAUCGAUGUUAACCCGAUACAUAAAUCGCAGUCAGCACAUGCUCAUUCUUCCAACUGCAGCCAUAAACCAUAGCAGUAAGUCAUAGAGACUUGGCCUUGGCCGGAACCCAGCCCGACCUGUUGUACCUCCAUCAUAUAUGGUCGUGUCCCAAAUGUUCUUCAAAGGAGCAUUUGUGUUGUAAGAAUCACGUUUGUCCUCUGGAGUCUUGAUACCACAUUCCAUUUCAGGUGAAGAUAACAGUGUAACAGAAAUGGCUGUAAGUUAUGUUUUUUGAGUAUGGAAGUUUGAAUCUAUAAAUUGUUUAAUCAUCCGUUUUAUUAAUCAUUUUCCAAAUGCAAAUUAAUCGUCACAACACAGCAUUACAGACUUUUACAUGUAACAACGAGAAUUACAAGAGAAUGGCUGACCAUCUCAAACAACUCUGAACCAAAAUCUUGAGGAGGUUCAAUAAUUUUGCUUUAUGUAUGAAUGUUACACGCCAAAUGAGAUCUAAGUCAAAAACCAACGAAUAAAGUCACAGCUCACCCGGUGACCAAAAAAAAAAA